AUUCCAUCUGAAACAUGUUGCAAAUUACAACCUAGGCGACUCCCCUCUGAAAAUAUCCCAAGUUGAAAAAGAUCCAGGAAAGUUUGUUCCCUACAAUCUGAAGUCUCACGCUAACUGCGACAAAAAUACCUUACGAGCUAACCUUACCAUUUGAACCAUUUCGAAUGACCCUUUGUAGGUCGCUCACGGCGCAUGGUUUCGAUGUAGUCGAUCUUGAUUCACGACAUUAUGCUUUCAGUUAUCUGACUGCUUCAAUAUAGCUGCUGUGUUAUUAAUCUAUGUUGUCAAUCUCUUUCAUUAAUAAACCCCACUUACAAAUCACUGUGCUUUCGUCUUCCAGAUUCUCGCACGCUACUGUUCACUCUUCCAGUGCAUAACAUACACCUAAGGUAAAAGCAAACCCACCAAAGGCUCAACUUUACAUCGGAUGGCUGAUGAAGUUUGCGAUUCGCCCCCAGGCCUUUUGGACUUUACUGUUAUUAAUAGAGGUCAGAAAAUCAUUGAUGAAUUAAAAAACUCAGACUUUCCUUCAAAACACGCACUAUAUGCUGCAGUUUUUACUGGCUUUCGUUCAGUUCGUCUGGCAGCUGAAUGGUAAUUUUAGGUCUUGUAAUUUUUUCAGGAUAUCAUCCCGCUUAAAUGAUCCACUUUUCAUCAAAGAUUUUGAAAUCGACUUUCAUGUACUUCUGAGUCUGGGAGGAAGUUUUGAAUCGGAUGCCUCGUCAUUUUUGUCAGCUGCGCGAGUUGCUUUAGGAUGGGACUAUGUAUGUGAUCAUCGGGCACAAAUCCCUUUACUUCAUCUGAGAGUCAAACCUCAUGAUGCACUCAAUUUAAAAUCUGUUUUUGUGAAAUCGUUUGGUCUGUCGAUUCCUCUCCUACUGACUGAUGACAAGCCCCUAGAGUUCAUAGUAGAUACGGACACCUCUGUUGUAUGCAAAUUUUCCGACUCCAGGAUAUAUACCCUGCUUCAAAAAAUUUCAGAAACAUUUCUUGAAAACUUGAAGAAAGCUGACGUAAACGUCUGCGUGGUUUCUAAUCCAGGCAAAUUAAAUUAUCCUUUCACGUUAGUCAGUAGUAUCAAUAAUGCUGAGAAAAAUCCAGUUUUGAACCAACUAAAUGAAAUGUACUUAUCCGGUCGUUACAUUAUUAACGAAUUCGACCAAUCGGUUAAUCAUCAGUUGAAAUUCUGUUUAUACUCACAUGAUCCUCGUCUGAGAGAUCCAAGUUAUGAGGUAUUCGAGAUGUUAACAGAUCUAGAAUCCUAUUCAUCUUCCCCAUUCAUCAAUCCACAUAUCACUAAUGAUUAUAAUAAAAGCGGUGAUCAAAAAUCUUCAACUUUUAUUAAUUGUAAUACUAAAUUGACAGAUAGUUCUAAUAACAGUCAGUCACAAUGUGACGUAUCUUCGAAUCAAGUUCCUGUCUGUGCGAUUAAUUCACCUGGAUGUCGAGAACGUUUUCUAGAACAUUACGUUGGUGAUUAUAUAUUACUGUUUGAUUCAGUUUCUUUUAAUGAACGACAAGGAUGUCCAUUGGGAAUUAAUUUGUGCACUGGUGAGUCUGGUUUGUUUAACAUAUCUGCUGGUAGACGUGUACCACAAAGUCAAACUUGGACAUUACAUUGUUCCGUCCCACUAAACUUAACCUCUCCAGCUAAAUCAUGCCUUAAACAAAAUUGUCCAACUAAUACGAAUAAUGUAAACCAUAAUGAAGAAUUUAAAAAGCUAUCAAGUCAAAAUUCAAGUCUUAUUGCAAAAAGUACAAAUUCAACUUAUCCUAUCCUAUCACCAUGUCUUUCAAAUUCAUCAGAACAUUCCUCUUCUUUUUUCUCAUCAUCAUCAUCAGCAUCAUCAUCAUCAUCAUCUUCUACUAGUGAUCCUGUAAAGAGUAAAUCAAGUGUACAAACAACCAUAACGACUAAUAAUAGUAAUAAUAAUAAUAAUAAUACAGACAAACACAUAUCUGAUCAUCGAUGUGAUUUAUACUUCACUAAUGGUGCAAAUUCAACUUGUCAUAAUGAAUUCCAAUCAUCAUUAACUAAUGAUGAAUUAAAUGAAAGUAAUCUUAAAUGUAUUAAUACUAAUAACUAUCAAUCAUCAGUUAAACGUCAUACUCAGAAUAAGUCAAGACAAAUGUAUGUUAUGCGUCAUGCUGAACGUGUAGAUAUUACUUUUGGUCAUGGAUGGAUUACUCAAUGUUUCAAUCAUAAAGGAGUUUAUCGUAGAUUCAAUUUAAACCUUCCACCUUGGCUACCUACUCGAACGGAUUGUUUUGAAUAUAUUUUAGAUUCACCAAUUACUCAAAUUGGUUUAUUUGUAUCAGCUGAAACUGGUAGAGCUUUGGCAGAUGCUGGAGUUUAUUUCACUGCGUGUUAUUGUUCUCCAGCAUUUAGAUGUGUUCAAACUGCUUGUGAAUUAUUACGGGCAAUGGGUCGUUCAGAUUUAUCAAUUCGUAUAGAACCACAUUUAUUUGAAUGGUAUGGUUGGUAUGUCGGUGGUUGUAUACCGAAAAUGAUGACUGUACAUCAAUUAAAGCAUGCUGGUUAUAAUGUGGAUACAAAUUAUACACCACUUAGCUCGUAUAAUGAUAAUGAUAAGUAUGAAUCUAUUCAAGGCUAUUGUGAUCGUACUGCUGUAUUAAUUAAACGUAUUUUAAAUGUUCAUAAGUCGAAAGAUACUUGUUUAUUAAUUGUGGCACAUGCAUCUUCAUUGGACACUUGUACACGUCAUUUAGUUUGUCAUGGUUUUAGAAAUAGUUUAUCAACAGAUGAAUUUCAUCAUCGUACAUCAAUUGUUCCUUAUUGUGGUUUAUUAUUAGCUCAAGAAAAUCGUCGAUGGAAUUUAAUUAAUCCACCAAUACCAAAUUCAUGUUCCUAUACAAGGAAUUCCGAUUUCGAUUGGAAACAAUUUCUUGGACCAGCUUUAUGCAAUUUCAAAAUACGAUGAAAUAAUACUGAAAUUAACUAUAGAAAAUGGAAGUUGAGCCAUAUUUUUUUAUUCACUAUCCAACUGAUUCUUAUUUUAUCUUCUGAUUUGCAUUUAAUCCGAUUUCAUUUCUUACCUGGCAACUACAGUUUCUAUGCCAGUUGUUGUUUCGAGUCCCCCCCUCAACAUAUCGUUUGUUUUUUAACUCAAAUUACAGCUUCAUCUGUGUUGUCAUUUCUUUUUUAAAUAUUUUGCAUUUAUUAAUUCUUUGUUUUGUGUAUGUUUUUUCCCGACAUUUGUAACCAUACAAAUCCCAGUCCAAUAGUGGUUGAAAUGAAGAUACAAAUGAAUAACAUCCCUGUGUAUACAACUGAGAUAUUCGAUUGUUUACUGAGUCUAUAUGAAUCGUUUACUUUCAAGUACUUGUUUUUUGAGGUUUACAAUGUUCAAUUAGUUUCAUAUUGUCUACGACAUUUUCAUUACACGUUUCUUCUUACUUGACAAAUCCUUUAAGAAUCUGUUUACUUACUUACGCCUGUUACCCUUCAUGAAGGAGCAUAGGCCACUCACCAUGGUUAGCGUUUUUUUAGCGAGUUAGUUUUUCUACGGGAUGGGGUCGUUAAUCCCAUGCCCAACUCUCCUCCUUUACCCGGGCUUGGGACCGGCAGUAACUCUAGACGUGCUACAGGCGGAGUUCAGUAAAUUCUAUUAUAAUGACUAUCAAUUUAACAUAUUCAAAAAUCAGUUUAAUUCCGGGAUAAAAGAAACUGUUAAGCUUAUGUUAUUUAGCAGGAAAAGGAUUAUUAUGAUUUUAAGUAGGUAGGUAAUCAUUUGGGUUUAUAUACAAAUUCCUGGUGUAUUUUAUUGCUAUUCUCUUUAUUUCUUAUCCAUUCAAGAUUCAUUUUUACUCUCAUUUCAAUUCGCCUUGGACAAAAUCCUUUAUCGACGUAUGUAUAAUGACACAACAUAUAUACUAUUUUCGACUUAUUGGUUGGGGAUGUAAAUUGAUGUAUACUCCAUAAGUGAAUAGAUUGUAUCCUUUUGAUGAAUAAAAGUCAAUAAAUUCAUUUUUAUCAUAACUUUGCUUCUUUUGCUUUGUUCUCUAUCUGGGUUCCUUUUUAAACUUUUAGUUGUCCUAUGUGUGAUAAUUACCAGUAGAUAAUUGAAGUUCUGUUUUUUCGUCCGCCUGCUCGCAGUUUUGUCGUGUUGUAUAUCAUGUGUUUUUUAUUCAUCCCGGACCUAUUCUUUUCCACUUAUAUUGUUGCAUGACUGUAUCGCGAUUACUUGGUUUUGUUAUGCGUUGCUACAUUUUCACUCCAUUUUGUUGUAUAAAUGAUACAAAAAAUUUAGAGUGUAUAAUCAAAAUUUACUUACCGUCCAUGUUAUGCCCUGGAGAUCUGCAUUCUGUACCAGUAGUCG
This is a messenger RNA of Schistosoma rodhaini, 4340 nucleotides long. Lineage: Eukaryota; Metazoa; Platyhelminthes; Trematoda; Strigeidida; Schistosomatidae. The record is from the annotation of a GenBank genome assembly.